Messenger RNA from Striga asiatica, 1092 nucleotides. NCBI's taxonomy places the organism in Eukaryota, Viridiplantae, Streptophyta, Magnoliopsida, Lamiales, Orobanchaceae. The record is from the annotation of a GenBank genome assembly.
AUGGUGCGCGAGAACUCCUUCCACGGCCUGCCCAGGCUCGGCCACGAUGUCACAGUUCUGGAUGACUGUGACACCGAGGCUGCGCUUGUCCUUGCGGCCUUGGGCAGUCACCAUGCACGCUUGGUUGUCCAUCGGCUUCCGCACCACCAGUCGGCUGUUUUGGAACACGGCCACUGCAUCACCGAAGAUGAAGUCGAUCGUGCCCGUGAUCGUGCAGUCGCGGUAGUAUUGGCGGUACGCGUGGGCGUAGAGCGUGUCUUGGUACCCAUCCAUGUGCACGUUGUAGAACACGGCCUUGUCGCCCGAAGCGCGGACUGCCACUGCCUGGUGCUUCUCGGGACCAGCCGUGUUCUCGAUGCCGAUGUCCUUGGCGAAGAACCCUUCGCCGACGGCAGUGUGGAAGGUCUGGGUGCCGUCGGCGUAGUUCUUGCUGCCAGAGAUGCGGGUCUUUGUGGGGCCGUCACCAAUAAUGGCAACAUUGUUGACGUGGCGGGGGAUGAUGACGGUCUCCUUAUAUAUGCCGGCCUUGACAUGACAAAUGUCGCGUUGCUCUUCUUAGGCAGGGUAUUGAGGGCUGCUCCGAUUGUCUUGUACUGCCCGCUACCGUCUUGGGCCACCACCGCGUUCGGCUUUAGGCUCGCAGGUGAUGCAGCCAUCAGUUUGCGGGCCUUGGAGUCCACGUACGAAGGCAUAGCUCCUUGCGCUAGGAGCCUGCGGUUCGUGAAGCUACCCAAGUCGAGGGAAGAUAAGAUCGAGGAGAAAUCCGUCACCAUGGCCAGUCCAUUGCUCAGAAGCUCGCCUGACGUCUUCAACAACUUCUUCAUCUUCUCGCCCUCUCCGACCUUGCUGACGUCAAAGUCGCUAACCUUUUCGAACGAGCGCCUGAGGUCCUCGAUCGAGGUGUCGAGAGUCUCGUCGCAGACUUGGAGGGCGCCUUUGGUGCGCUCGUCCUCCGCGGCCUUCUUGAAGAGGUCCGAGUUCUUGAUGGCGUCCUCGAUGUUUUUCACAGUGGACUCAAAGGCGGCCUUGAUCAGCUCCUUGGGGUCAGUGGAGUUGGCAUUCGAAAGGCUCUCCUCGCACGUCUCCUUGUAG